Molecule: messenger RNA, 1605 nt
Organism: Triplophysa dalaica
Lineage: Eukaryota; Metazoa; Chordata; Actinopteri; Cypriniformes; Nemacheilidae
Product: polyadenylate-binding protein-interacting protein 2B-like
Exons: 4
Coding region: 597-974 (125 amino acids)
Biological process (GO): negative regulation of translational initiation
Cellular component (GO): cytoplasm
Molecular function (GO): mRNA regulatory element binding translation repressor activity
Source: RefSeq, a predicted model, not a curated record
GCUCGCCCUCGUUUGUCCAGACUGUAGAAACACAGGUGACGUCAAAAUGUCGUUCGUGUUAAAUACACAUUGCUCAAAUUAGAGCAUGAACUACGAACCUAACACAUAUUAAUAAUAAUCUCACUUGCGUAAAACGUUCAAUUUUGAAUGCAUGUACGUAUACACAUUCAACCGAACCGACAAAUACGCAUCAAACUGAAGUACCAAUAUCAUCCCCGGAAGUUACUAAACAAUCUCCCACCAUUAUUAUCCCAUGUGUGUCACUGCAGUUUACAAAAACGUGAUUUUAUCAAAUGCAAACAUACCAAUCAAUAAAGUAUGAGAGUGGUCAGCUGUUGUCACGUGACGAGCACGUUUGGUGAUUUACGCAGCACACUGAAAACAUCAGGACAAGCGACACGCGUCUUUCAUUUCGACUUUUUCAUCUUGCUUUGUAGUUUUUAAAGGUCAAAAUACAAAAAGAGUUGGACACGUGUUUUCUACGCUCAUUUUGCCCAUAUAAAUAUUCCCGUUGGUUCUGGUUUAACUUAACAUUACAGGUUUAACAGUUACCUCCCUCUCGACCAUCGGAGGAAUACGUUGAAAAGCCAACAGAAAUGAAUGGACCUGACCUAGGGAAGAUGCCGGUGGGUGGGGCUCCAGGAACUGAUGGAAAGGACUCUGUAGCCAAUGGGCACAAAGAAAAUGAAUCCAACCCUUUUGCAGAAUAUAUGUGGAUGGAGAAUGAAGAGGAGUACAAUCAGCAGGUGGAGGAGGAAUUGCUUGAACAAGAGUUCUUGGAGCGCUGUUUCCAGGAGAUGUUGGAUGAAGAAGAUCAGGAUUGGUUUAUUCCUGAAAGGGAUCUUCCCUCUGUGGGACAAAUACAACAACAGCUCAAUGGACUUUCUGUCAGCAACGGCAAUGGAGACGAAAUCUUGCGGAAGAGCAUCUUAAACCCCGAGGCAAAGGAGUUUGUGCCAGGGGUGAAAUACUGAGGAUCAUUAUUCUCAUCUGCAUCAUUCUUCACCCUCGCACCCGCAUUCAUUUGACCAUAUACUCAUAGACUGUUGUGGCCAUAUUUAGUGGUCACAUAAAUGCACUCUUUACACACUUCUGAAGGGGCCGGAGUACAAAUGUGGAUAAUGUAUCGGGUGGGAGGGAAGUUACGGGUGAUUGUCUAUAAGCUUUAUAUUUCUGUUGUGUACAAACCAAGGGUAUUAAGUUGAAACACUGCCUCUAGGAGGUGCUAUCACAAGCUGAUAUCAUUGCAAAGCUGUUUAUUUUCCUCUACCCUUACUGAAAGGGCUGUUUUUGUCAGCUUGUUUCACAGUGUGUGCCUGAUCAGGUCUUUGCGUUCCUUCCCAUUUUGUUUUGUGUUUUUUUUAUUGGUCUUUUUUAGAGGGAGGUUUUGAUAUCUUGUAUAUAUGUUCACAUUUCUUGGUUUCAAGGGGUGUGGCCAUACUUGAUUGGAGCGGCUGUGGGCGGGGCCUCUUGUGUUGGAUGCUGAGGAAAGGGGAAUUCACAUGAAUUCAGUUUUUAUUUUGAAUUGAGAUCGUUACAUGCAGGACUGAAUUUCAUUUAAAAAUGGAAGGAAAAAGGCAAAUAAAGAUUAAAAGUUCAUACUCA